ACCACUUCCCUGAAAAAUUCUAAUUUCCCUCCCCUAUUCUCUUGUGUCUCCCUCCUAAAACAUGUUCAUUUUUACUUUAACCUUAAAUGGAUUCUCCUCCCAAAAUUCAUCCCCAGAUCUCGAUCUCUACCCCUCUUCUCUUUUUGUCUAAUCUCUCGUCUGAUUGAACGCGAACCAAAGGAAGAGGAACAUAAAUCGAAAGCCAUCCGAUUCUAGACCUUAAUAAGAUCUCUGAAAACCAAUUAAGGACUGACGUGAUUAAGGAUGAUAAUUUGGGUGGUGUGAAUUGUGAAGAUGAGUGGUGGUAGCAGUAAAAUGGUUUCUGCUGCUAGCCUGAGAAGAACACACACAAACGAGAAACAGAUUUCUUUCGAUAUUGAAAAUGAUACAGAUGGAGGGUUGAAAUACUCGAAUACAACAGAUUUCGGUGAUAGAAAUAGAGAGGUUUUGGCAAGCAACAAGAGCCCGAUUGUCGUUGUCGAUAUACUCAAAACAUUGUUUUUUAUACACGUUUGGUACACAUUCAGCAUAUUACUCACAUUGUAUAAUAAGGAACUAUUGGGAGAUGAUCAGGGGAAAUUCCCCACUCCUUUGUUAAUUAAUACGAUUCAUUUUGGAAUGCAAGCCGUUUUUUCAAAGGCGAUUGUAUACUUUUGGUCCGAAAGAUUCCAACCGACAGUAACUAUGUCAUGGAAAGACUACUGUAUGAGAGUUGUACCAACUGCUAUAGGAACAGCACAGGAUAUAAAUUUGAGCAAUGCAUCACUCGUUUUCAUAUCGGUUACAUUUGCAACCAUGUGUAAAUCUGUUGCUCCUAUAUUUCUCCUAAUAUUUGCUUUUGCAUUCAGGUUGGAAUCUCCAAGUUUUAAACUUUUAGGCAUUAUGUUGCUAAUAUCUGCUGGAGUAUUAUUAACAGGAAGUUGCAUUGUUAACUGAUGGGAAAUUUUCAGGUGGUUCCCAUGGAUAUGUUGUUGGAAAAAUUUGCCCUGAAGCACAAGUUUCAUCAUUUUCUAGUGAUAAUGAUAUUGGAUUUCCUAUUUUGCACCUAAAUAAAAGUAAAAAAAAUCCAAAAAAAGAGCAAAGUGUUUAUUUGGUGUAGUUAUUUUUUUUAUGGAACAUUAGUAAUAAUGCACAUUUAUUCCACAUGAUUUUGAGUCUAGUUCAUCAAACAAAUUUUUGUUCACAAAUCUGUUUUUAAGAGAGAAAAAAACAACCUAUUGAGAUUUCAUUUAUUCUAUCAUUGUAAAUACAGGAUUCUGUUCCAUGAUGUUAGGUGUGCAAGCUGGUUAUGUGUUGUGAAGGGAUGUGGCUUGACCCGUUCGAAGUAAGGCUUCAAAUGGAGGAGGCUUUACUUUCAAGGUACUAUAUUUAUCAUUUAGUGUAAAAGAAGACUUUAUGUGGAUUGGUGAAUGUAUCGGAAAUAAGGGAAAGUAGUGCCAAAACAGAAGGAUAGACUUUGGAUUCAUUAUUUGCAAACAUGAAGGAGCAAAGGAUGAAGGUUUUAUCGCAGCAGCAACACAAUGGACCUGGACAACCAAGGCAUAUGUUUUCUUCUAAAUGGCUAUUGAAGACCUUGAGAGUGAUCCACAUGAAGUAGUAGUUGCAUUAUUUGUAGAUAGCUUAUGAUCAAAAUCUUAUGUAAUAUAUUAUUUAAAUUUAAACCUUAUGUAUGGAUUUUGGUU
Helianthus annuus (common sunflower) is the source of this 1682-nucleotide messenger RNA. Its product is annotated as probable sugar phosphate/phosphate translocator At1g06470. The transcript is spliced from 7 exons. The record is from RefSeq and is a predicted model, not a curated record. Gene Ontology annotation, molecular function: antiporter activity. Bases 295 to 936 code for a protein of 213 amino acids. Gene Ontology annotation, cellular component: Golgi apparatus; endoplasmic reticulum-Golgi intermediate compartment; cis-Golgi network. Lineage: Eukaryota; Viridiplantae; Streptophyta; Magnoliopsida; Asterales; Asteraceae. Gene Ontology annotation, biological process: UDP-glucose transmembrane transport.